Molecule: messenger RNA, 706 nt
Organism: Tripterygium wilfordii
Lineage: Eukaryota; Viridiplantae; Streptophyta; Magnoliopsida; Celastrales; Celastraceae
Product: keratin, type I cytoskeletal 12-like
Exons: 3
Coding region: 36-425 (129 amino acids)
Source: RefSeq, a predicted model, not a curated record
GACGAUGAAGAGGAUGAGCAGGAGAAGGAGUUGAUAUGGAGGCUUCCGGAGCUGAAAUUGAAGGAGAUUGGGAAGGUUGGCCCCGGCUUCGGCUUUGGCGCCGGUUGCGGUGUUGGCUUUGGUCUCGGACUUAUGGGAGUAUAUGUACAUAUGCAGGUGCAGGCAUUGGACCUGGGAUUCCUGGCCUACAAUUUGGUUUUGGAAUAGGUGCUGGAUGCGGGAUUGGCUUAGGAUUUGGGUAUGGCGGAGGUUGGGGCAUCGCUCAUGAUGAGAAUAAAAUGUAUUCUAACGUUGGGAAGCUUUUUCAUGGUCAAAGAAAUUUUCCUUCUCAGGAUGAGAUCAGUUCUCUAAUUGAUGAACUUGUCAUUAAUACCAAGAAGCUAGUCAGAGCAACUUCCAAAGAAAUUGAGAAGUGGAGGAGAUGAGUUCAUUUUUCGUUUUUGAAUCUUAAAUGUACAUUUUCUCUAGAUUAGAACUUGUAAAUAUUGUUCUCAAGCUGCUGUUCAUAUGAAUCCACGUUUGCUUGUUUCAUUUCCCUAUUAAAGAAUUAUGCAUAUACAUUGGUUGUGUAUCUCGCAAGUGAUAUAUAGAUGCUGUUACUUUUUCAUACAUAGAACAGGUGCUCUUAUUUGAUCAGAAGACGCUGCUGGUAAUGCCUAUCUGUAAACAAAAUACCGAAAUGCCAUUGGAAGUAGUUUUCUUACAA